AUGAGGGAGAUUGUGGAGACAGCGAGGAAAUUGGGGCAUAAUUUGCCGGACGAGGUUAUGGAUGCGAUGAUUAACUGUGAUCCGAUGGAUCUGUACUUGAAACCAAGUAUGCAGUGUGAUUUUGAGAAGGGCAAUUAUAUGGAGUACGAAUAUCUAGUUGGCGAGCCGUUGAGGGAAGCGGAGAAAAUCGGCGUGCCUACGCCAACGCUAAAGGUCAUUUACGAGAUUUGUAAGGCACUACAGUGGAGGAUUAUGGAAGAGAAAGGGUUGGUUGUUGUGCCGCCCAAGAUGGUAUUAUGA
Molecule: messenger RNA, 300 nt
Organism: Cadophora gregata
Lineage: Eukaryota; Fungi; Ascomycota; Leotiomycetes; Helotiales; Ploettnerulaceae
Exons: 2
Coding region: 1-300 (99 amino acids)
Cellular component (GO): cytoplasm
Molecular function (GO): oxidoreductase activity
Source: RefSeq, a predicted model, not a curated record